UUUACCCUCUGAUGCCCUCAAGAUGGAAUCUGUUACUGCCAGCUGUCCCUGCUCCCUGCUACCUGCUGCUAUUUCAGCUUUUCGAUUCGACAGAUGGCCUUGCUGUAUUCGGAUAAUCUUGUGUCGAUAUCUAUUCUUGUCCGGACAGAAUUCUGUCAUCAGGAGACUUCGAAGUUGUGUUGUGGCGAGCGACUUUGGGGUUAAGAUGGCCUCGAUUUCGUGAAGACCCUUUAAUAACAUAGAAUUCUAACCGAAGUAGUCCCCUACGUGUUCUUUCCCUUCCUUCAUGCCAUGUCGUCCGUCCCCAUUGCUCAGCUGACUGGUCCGUUGAUUAUCGGACAUUUUUUUAACUGGGGACUUUUCGGUGCCUUAACUCUCCAAGCAUACAUAUAUUAUAUAGCUUUCCCCACCGACCGUUUUUUCCCUACAAAAGCUUUGGCUUUGGUUAUAUACCUGUUUGAAAUCGCGCAGACAUGUAUAGCCACCAGUGAUGCAUUUAGGAAUUUUGGCACGGGUUGGGGCAAUCUGAUACAACUUGACGCGCUUGGGACCUAUUGGAUCAAUGGUCCGCUAAUGACCUCACUCGUCAGCGCUACCGGACAGUUUUUCUAUGCCUGGCGUAUCUGGAUUUUGACCAGGGAAUUUUGGGUUCCCUCCGUCAUCGUAUUGCUUUCUUUGACCCAAGCUGUUGCUGGUAUAUAUGCAGGCGUAUGGGCAGCUGAAAUUGGACACUUCUCCGAGAUACAGACAACGACGUAUGUGGUUACUUCGUUGUGGCUUGCGGGGACGGCUUCGUGCGACGUGAUCAUUUCCGUGACCAUGACCUGGAGUUUGUUAAGAGCACGCUCCGGGAUCCGGUCAACAGACAUUCUCGUCAUCAAGAUUGUUAGACUAACGGUCGAGACUGGCUCAAUAUGUGCGGCGUUUGCGAUCAUCGAUCUUGUAUUUUAUCGGGUGUAUCAGCACAACAACUUCCACCUCGUGCCUUCUAUAGCGCUCUCAAAGUUAUACUCGAAUAGUCUGUUCGCGGUCCUCAACUCCAGGGUGCGGAUCGUUGGCGGGCGUACUGGAGACAGUACCGCCCCAGAUCCAACGCUGUCAGUCAACGCGGGCGCAGCAGCACGGCAAGCUUUGUCAGUGAGACAUCGUCAGCGGUCGAAAGUAAACUUUCAUACGGAGGCAGAAGCGCGUCCAAGUCGGGAUACCUCGGACGAGGUGCUUGAUGCUCGCUCACUGCGUCACGAGGCUCACGAGAUGGAACAGGUGAAGGUUCCUUCGUACACUGCUGUAUAGACCUACAUCUUUUCGUUUGUAUGUGCUAUGAGUAUUUACUGGCCGUCCGCUGUACAGUGGUUGGGAUAUUAGACCUGUAGCUUAUUCAACGGAGCUCCGUUUAUACUGUAACAUAUUAUCUGUAUAAGUAGCAGAAGAACAUUAUAGGAGGGAAUAAUACCAUUCGAUUCGUCGAGUGCAUUGGCU
This is a messenger RNA of Guyanagaster necrorhizus, 1479 nucleotides long. RefSeq lists its product as uncharacterized. Bases 292 to 1293 code for a protein of 333 amino acids. Lineage: Eukaryota; Fungi; Basidiomycota; Agaricomycetes; Agaricales; Physalacriaceae. The record is from RefSeq and is a predicted model, not a curated record. The transcript is spliced from 10 exons.